Messenger RNA from Chenopodium quinoa (quinoa), 1176 nucleotides. RefSeq names its product GRF1-interacting factor 2-like. The record is from RefSeq and is a predicted model, not a curated record. Gene Ontology annotation, molecular function: transcription coactivator activity. The coding region runs from base 205 to 885 and encodes 226 amino acids. NCBI's taxonomy places the organism in Eukaryota, Viridiplantae, Streptophyta, Magnoliopsida, Caryophyllales, Amaranthaceae. The transcript has 5 exons. Gene Ontology annotation, cellular component: nucleus. Gene Ontology annotation, biological process: positive regulation of transcription by RNA polymerase II; cell population proliferation; leaf development.
CGUACUUCUCAGACACCUGAUACUUAAAACCCAAACUUUUAAUUUUUAUAUUUAUAUUAUUUGAGGGGUUGGUUCAAUAUUCGAGAAUCAUCGACGAUACCUUGUCUUCCCCUCCAAAUUCAAAUUUUAUUUCGCAUUUUUUUUCUAUCUCAUCUACAGUUUGCAGAAAUUAAUCAGGGGAGAAAGAAAUUCAUCGAUAGUAAAAUGCAGAAGCCUACGCCUUCAAUGAUGCCUGUUAUGCCUUCGUUUCCUCCGGCUAACAUCACCACUGAGCAGAUUCAAAAGUAUCUUGACGAGAAUAAAAAGCUAAUCCUGGCUAUAUUGGAUAACCAAAACCUUGGGAAGCUUGCUGAGUGUGCUCAAUAUCAAGCACAGCUUCAGAAAAACUUGAUGUAUCUGGCUGCAAUUGCUGAUGCUCAACCUCAGAUGGCAACAGUACCUGCCCAAGUGGCCCCGCAUCCUGCCAUGCAACAAGGAGCAUAUUACAUGCAACAGCAAGCUGCUGCAAUGGCUCAACAGCAAGGUUUCACUCCUAGGAUGCCUGCUCAGUUCACUAAUCCACUUCAGAUGCAGGAGCAACAACAUCAGCAACAAUCUCAGGUACAUCAGCAGCAGCAGCAGCAGGCCAUGGCUGGGCAAAUGAACUUUAGACCUGCUGGACCUAGUGACGGGGUGCAUCCCAUGCAAACUGAAGCAAUGCAUGGAGGUGGUGGUGGUGGUGGGCCACUUGCAUCGGCCAGUCCUAGUGAGACACGUGGGGGAAACAAGCAAGAUGGCCCUGAGGCAGGGUCUACAGGUGACGGAACAGGAAAUUCCACUGCAGGUGCAGGGCGCAGUAUUGAAGGAGAACCGUCUUACCUAAAAGGGUCAGAAGAAGGAAAGUGACAUGCCUUUUCAUUUAUAGGCAUAUGAAUGUUGAUAAGUAGGAAUAUGUGUUUUUCUAAUACAGGAAGAAGGUAGUGGUGGUGGUCUGGCCUCAUCUUUGGUAAGCUUAAAAUAGGAAGUGUAAUUUUCGUGUUUGUUUCUUAAUUUAGCUUAAGUUAGUGGAAGUUGUAGGGUUCCUGUUAUGUUGCUAUGUCCUAACAUGUUGGCAAAAAUCAAGUCCAGCAUCCAAUUAUGAUUCUAGACCAUCUUUAUCUAUGGAAAAGAUUGAUGUUUGAUCUUUCCUCUUGGCUA